UCCUAAAAUGUUGCAGAGAAAAUUGCCCCAUGUGAAAACACCAGCAUUGUACACAAAUGCCCCAUGAAUCACCUCAUUGCCCUCGAUUGGGCUGCUCUCAGAGUGAGGCACAGCUCAGCAUGAGGACGAACCUUUUCAUGGUGCUACCUACCCUCAUGUUGAGCUGGCUUUCGGUGCCCUCUGGAACCGGGACCUCCAUGUCCUGUUCAGAACAACUGUCCCCAUCUCUGUAGGGUAACACGUCUGCCCCAGACCAUCCUCCAGCUCUCUUUUUUAUCAAUAAGUCCACCAGAUCUCACCGUGGCGGUUGGGGUGGUCAGCUUGAAAAGCCACAAGAGAGAGAUGAAAAAGCUGGACAAGCUGAUUGUUCAUGAAGACUUUGACAAGCUGACUCUAGACAACGACAUUGCCUUGCUCCUGCUCGACUCCCCCAUCCGGCUCAACGAACAUAAAGUCCCUGUCUGCUUGCCUCUGAUGCAUGAUCUCCGCACAUGGAAGAACUGCUGGGUGGCUGGAUGGGGAACCACAGUUGCAGGGGACAAGAUGAAAACCACCACCAUGCUCCAGAAAGUGGAGAUGCAGCUGAUAAGCAAGAAGCAGUGCACCCAGUGGAUCUCGCAGCUGACGGACAACAUGCUGUGCGCCGGCUACGAGGACGGAGGGAAAGACGCCUGCCAGGGUGACAGCGGAGGACCACUCGUUUGUACCUAUGGGAACAUCAGGAGGUGGUUUGCAGUCGGCAUAGUCAGCUGGGGGCAGAACUGUGCAGAAAGACACAGUCCGGGAAUGUACACCAUCAUCAUCAACUACCUCAUCUGGAUACAGAGAAAGACAGCCUUGGAAGGGAAGCCGUUCAUCCCCGAAGCAAAGGGGAACACCACGACUCCCAAGACACUCCUUUCGGGGGCCAGGAAGUGCCCAGCGCCUCCUAAAUCUCCUCUCCUUUUCUUUAUCUAUUUUGUAUCAACUAUUUUGCUAAAAAACAUUUUCAAAUCCUAA
Gavialis gangeticus (Gharial) is the source of this 999-nucleotide messenger RNA. It is a transcript of the gene PRSS55, whose product is annotated as protease, serine 55. The transcript is spliced from 3 exons. The coding region runs from base 343 to 999 and encodes 218 amino acids. Lineage: Eukaryota; Metazoa; Chordata; Crocodylia; Gavialidae. Gene Ontology annotation, molecular function: serine-type endopeptidase activity. Gene Ontology annotation, biological process: proteolysis. The record is from RefSeq and is a predicted model, not a curated record.